ACGAUAUUCGUGUUCAACAUCCCUCGACAGCAGCCCUCGACGCAACCAUGGCGUGGACUCCACAAUCGACAUCCGGUCUACGGACGCUGUUCUCCCUCUUCAUCGCCGCUCUUCUGGUGCUACCGUCGCAAGCCCUGUACUUCUUCAUCGAUGGCCCCGUCCAGAAAUGCUUUUUUGAGGAACUGCCCAGGGACACUCUCGUAGUCGGCCACUUCAACGCCGAGCAAUGGGACGAAGGCACUCGUAGCUACCGCGCCACCCCCGACCUGGGCGUCUUCAUCACGGUCGAAGAAGUCUUCGACAACGACCACCGUGUCGUGUCCCAGCGCGGCGCCGCCAAGGGCCGCUUCACCUUCUCCGCCGCCGACUCGGGCGAGCACCGCGUAUGCUUCACGCCCACGGGCGCCGUGGCGCAGGGCGGCUGGCUCACGGGCGGGCAGCCCGCGGGCGGCAUCAAGUUCUACCUCGACCUGGUGAUUGGCGAGACGAGUCGCAUUGAGAGCACGGACAAGGGCAAGAUUGAUGAUUUGACGCAGAAGGUCAGGGAUUUGAAGGGCAGGCUGCAGGAUAUUCGGAAGGAGCAGGUGCAUCAGCGGGAACGAGAGGCGGAAUUCCGAGACCAGUCUGAGUCGACGAAUGCUAGAGUUGUGCGGUGGACGCUUAUUCAGUUGGUUAUACUCGGUGUUACAUGCGCGUGGCAGCUGUCUCACUUGAGGGCCUUCUUUAUCAAGCAGAAACUUACUUGAGAGCAUUUACGUUUGGUGGGUUGUUAUCGUGGGAUAGGAGGUAUAUGGGAUUGGUUGGCGUUGAUAAAACAUGGUUAGGGACACGGUGUGCUAAUAGACGACGAUAUUAUCAUCCCGAUUCAUGAUUGUGUGGCAUCUUGUUAAUUGUAUUGGCAGUGUGGGUUACUCAAUUCCAUACGUUUACUCGUCCUAACUACUGUUUAUUUCAUAUCAAGAUCGCUUUCACUUUCAAAAGUCCUUCGUAAACGGCCAACAGAUAAUCCUAGAGGAAUGCAUUGGUAUUCGAAUGAUCACGCUCUUUCCC
This is a messenger RNA of Mytilinidion resinicola, 1050 nucleotides long. Its product is annotated as putative endosomal cargo receptor. The record is from RefSeq and is a predicted model, not a curated record. The coding region runs from base 48 to 746 and encodes 232 amino acids. The transcript is spliced from 3 exons. Gene Ontology annotation, biological process: endoplasmic reticulum to Golgi vesicle-mediated transport; Golgi organization; intracellular protein transport. NCBI's taxonomy places the organism in Eukaryota, Fungi, Ascomycota, Dothideomycetes, Mytilinidiales, Mytilinidiaceae. Gene Ontology annotation, cellular component: endoplasmic reticulum; endoplasmic reticulum-Golgi intermediate compartment; COPII-coated ER to Golgi transport vesicle.